CAAACCGCAGGAGUACAAGGCUCGACUGGAGAAACGUCAUGAGGCCAAGAAGGAGGUGCUCGGACACUCGAAGCAGGCAGAGUUCGUCAGGCUCAUGGAGCAGGAGUUGGAGAACAAGGACAAGAUGGCUGCCGACGGAGCCUCAGGAGGUUUCACCAAGAACAAGACUCUGAGCUCCAUCCUCAACAUGGAGAAGAUUCAGGGGAUGACGGGUGAGGAGAUCACGGAGCUCUGGAUGACAUUUUAUUCGAUGCAGGAGACGAUCAGCGCCGUCAUCCCGACACAGAUCUAUGAGAUGAUACUCGACAGGUCGUCCUCUUGUCCGAUGUUCCUCUACGCUCUUCCUCAGAACGAGGGUUACGAGUUCUUCCUGGGUCAGUGGUCCGGACACGAGCUGCACUUCACCUCCCUCAUCAACGUCCAGACGAUGGGUGAGAACGCUCCCAGUCAGCUGAUCCUCUACCACUACCCAGACCUGAAGGAGGAGAAGGGUGUGGUCCUCAUGACGGCGGAGAUGGACCCCAAGUUCAUCACCGUCCACCAGGCCCAGUGCUUGGCCAAUCAGGUGCAGCUGUUCUACGGCACACAGCGGCAGGAGACGUUCCGAUUGGUGGAGACGUUCAACCACAAACCUGCAGACUUCAAACACAUGUUGGUGAUAGCGGAGCUGGAGCAGAGCGGCCUCGGCCCGGCGGUCACCACAGAAGGCUCGUAGAGACGGACAGAGGUCACAGUCGGAGAUUCUGCUCGUCUGCUCUCCAGGAACUGACGGUUUUUGUUUUAAAAGAGUCUCGACGUUCUCCGCUUGGAUAAACUCCAACCAAUCACAGCCCUCCAUGCUGUCGCUGUGGUUCAGGGAGAAAAGUUCUUCUCGUGAACUGUGAACUCUGUCUGGGACUCAGAUUGUUUCGUUGUGUUUCCACAGGAGAAUAAUGUGGUAGUUGAUCGGUUCAGUAAUAGAAUAACACUGUGUGAUACUCUCCAUGUUAGCAGACUGGACCAGAGAGACUUUGUUCAUCCAGAAAACCUUAACAACAUUUAAUGAAUCCUCUCCAAACCCAAAGUAAAGCUGAAAUAAAUUAUUCUUAAUAUUCUGA
Molecule: messenger RNA, 1097 nt
Organism: Paralichthys olivaceus (Japanese flounder)
Lineage: Eukaryota; Metazoa; Chordata; Actinopteri; Pleuronectiformes; Paralichthyidae
Source: RefSeq, a predicted model, not a curated record